Nasonia vitripennis (jewel wasp) is the source of this 5698-nucleotide messenger RNA. Its product is annotated as multidrug resistance-associated protein 4-like. Gene Ontology annotation, cellular component: membrane. Gene Ontology annotation, biological process: transmembrane transport. The record is from RefSeq and is a predicted model, not a curated record. The coding region runs from base 490 to 4275 and encodes 1261 amino acids. Gene Ontology annotation, molecular function: ATP binding; ATP hydrolysis activity; ABC-type transporter activity. NCBI's taxonomy places the organism in Eukaryota, Metazoa, Arthropoda, Insecta, Hymenoptera, Pteromalidae. The transcript is spliced from 15 exons.
UCGCUCUCGAGAUGCAACCCAUACGCAGUGUAUAUAAACCCGUCAACAACGACUAGAACGCACAUCGAUGUGUUCGUACUUUGUAAUCCUAAUUUAUACUCGCUUUGUAUUUUAUCUUCGCGUCUUCUUUUUUUGUUUCUUCACUUUACUUCAACGUUACUAUUGUCAAUGUCGAUCCGUAUAAAAAAAAAAAAAACUAUUCAGAAAUUACAUCGAAACUUUCCAUAAUGUCAACGAACUCGUUUAGUUUUAUAUAAUGCAUUAUCACGACUGCAAUUCGCAUAAGGAAUCGGGAAAACCCGAUUGUUCUUAUCGCUGAUAAAAAUAAUCUAAGCUAUAUACUGACGUGAGUGAGUGUCAAUAGAGCGUUUGAUUUAUGCACAGCUAUACCGGUUGUUUUUUGGCCACCAGUAAAAUUCCUUGACGGGGACUGUAAUUUGCCAGUCGACGAUCAUCCGCCCAUGACUCCGAACACGGUGUUGUACUGCAAUGGAUGAUAGCAAGAGAUUUUGGAAACCGAAUCCGAAAUUAAAGUCGAAUUUUUUCAGUAAAUUGUUCUUCUGGUGGUUGAAAGAUUUGUUCUUGCAUGGAAGAAAGCACUCUAUAGUAGAAAGCGACCUGUACGAUACGCUACCGGAACAUCUCAGCGAAACAGUCUGCAAUGAGCUUGAAAAAUCGUGGAAUGAAGAAUUGUCGAUGGCCGCGGCCGAAAGCGAAAAACCGAGGUUCUGGAACGCCAUAAUACGCACUUAUAGACAGGAAUUGUUUAAAUGGUCGUUGUUGUCACUUGCUUGUACCAUCGCAAAGAUCCUGGUACCACUAGUACUAGAGCAGAUUCUCUUGUACUUUCAUCCCGCGUCGACGACAAGUGCCAGCGAAGCUUAUUUUUACGUCACAGCUAUGGUGUUUCUUCUGUUGACAGAGACUAUUACUUGGUGGCAUACCAACAACCUCAUCGUACUGGGAAUGAAGAUGAGGAUAGCUUGUACCUCGCUGGUUUACAGAAAGAUGAUGAGACUAUCGUGUUCGUCCAUCGGCGGAAGCUCAAGCGGAAGGAUAAUGAAUCUCAUGUCCAACGACGUGGGCUAUUUCGAGAUGCUGGUCAUGUUCACACCAGAUCUCGUAAUCGUUCCGUUGGAACUGAUCGUCACGACUCUGAUUCUGUGGCGAUACGUCGGUUAUGCAGCUGUUGUCGGUAUCGCUUUGAUGAUACUUCAAAUAUUUCCGACGCAAGCUAUAAUAUACAAAUUGACGCGGAAGUUUCGGGCGAAACUGAAAAAUCGGAUGGAUCAAAGAGUUUCCAGAAUAAGUGAAGUUAUCGAUGGGAUUCGCGCCAUCAAAAUGUUCGUCUGGGAAAAGUAUUUCGAGAAGCUCGUUUAUCUUCACCGAAGACGAGAAAUCGAAGUCUACGUUAAACUGUCGGUCACGGUAGCAGUGGCCUGUGCUUUGGGCAUUUUCGCGCAUCGAUUGUCAGUGUUUCUUUCAAUUCUAGUCUAUAUACUCGAUCACGGAACAGUCACAGCUAUUACGAUCGUAACCAUGUGCCAGUAUCUUUACAAUCUGCGAAUAUCAAUGACUUUUCGUUUUUACAGUGCCCUUCGCUAUCUGGCUGACGUCAAAAUUUCCAUGAAAAGAAUCGAAGAGUUUUUACUGCUGGACGAGGUCAAAUCGAGCAUUAAAUGCACUAAAACCGAGGAAAAGAACAUUCUGCUGAAUGGAGUGUCAGUUUCAUGGAAAGCCGGGGAAAAAGUUCUAAGAGACGUUAAUCUGAGCUUAAGUCGUGAUAAGCUCUACGUCGUCGUUGGAUCAGUCGGAUCAGGCAAGAGCACGUUGUUAAAACUAAUGUUGGGCGAGCUUCAACCGAUUUCCGGUGAAGUCAACGUCAACGGCAAAGUUUCCUACGCGAGUCAAGAGCCUUGGCUUUUUCCCUCCUCGAUCAAGGCCAACAUACUUUUCGGCAAUGCUUACGACGAUGAGAAGUACAGAAGAGUAACGAGAGCUUGUGCUUUGUCAGAAGACUUCAGUCAACUUCUCUACGGCGACAAAACCUUAGUGGCCGAAAGGGGAUCGAAUCUCAGCGGUGGUCAGUGUGCCAGAGUCAACAUGGCAAGAGCAGCUUAUCAAGACGCGGAUAUCUACUUGUUUGAUGAUCCUCUAUCCGCUGUGGACACCCACGUCGCAAAAAGACUUUUCCAAGACUGUAUCAACGGUUUACUCCGAGAUAAGAUCCGAAUUCUUGUCACGCAUAAUUUACAGUACCUCAAAAAUGCUGAUUCAAUUAUUUUGCUCGCUGACGGUAAAAUUGAAUUUCAAGGGACGUAUUCGGAUUUUCGACAGCAGGAUAAGUAUCGGAGCUACUUGCUCGCGAUCUCGGAAGAAGAAACUUCAACGGUUAUUGAAGAUAAAAGAGAAAAUGAUGUGUCGAAGGUCGUUCCAGACUUGGUUUCGAAGAAGGCUAGGGAAAACGAUGAGCCAAAAGAGACCGAAGAACUGUUGGUUAAAGGAUUCGUUGCCAAGUCCUUGUACUGUAGAUACCUUAAAAAUAUCGGCUCUUAUCCGACAUUGUUCUUCACGGCAUUUAUCUUCAUUUCUUCGAUUCUGCUGGUCUCAGCAUUCGAUUACCGUCUGGUCAUGUGGACCAGACAGGAAGAAAUCGUUUUAAGAAACUCUAGAUUCAAUGUUACACGACUUGAAGAUAACCAGGAGAAGACUUUCUCCUACGUACAAAAUUCGUUACACGUUUGCGGGGCUCUAAUAGCAGCCGUCGCAGUCACGGCAAUUGUCAAGAACAUCGUGUACUUCAAAGGUAUGCUUACUGCCAGUGAAAAUAUUCACAACAGCAUGUUUGCUAGCUUAAUUCGAACCCCAUUGAGAUUCUUCGAUGUCAACCCAGCUGGUAGGAUUUUAAAUCGCUUUACGAAGGACGUGUACAGCAUCGACGAAUCGCUGCCUAAAGUUGGCUUCGAUGCGAUCGAUAACCUGUUCAGUUGCGUCGCCAUAAUACUGCCGAUUUUAAUAGUCAACUGGUGGAACGUGUUUCCAGUGAUCAUAGCAAUAUGUUCUUACUACAGUUUGUGGAGAAUGACAGUAUCUACCAUCGUAGGCCUUAGAAAAUUGCAGAACAAUGCUAAAAGCCCAGUCCUCUCGCACGCAGCCUCGUCACUCUCUGGUCUGUUGACGAUCCGGUCUUGCGGUAGUCAGCAACUGGUCAGCCGAAUCUUCGACUUAUGGCAGGAUCGACACACCUCGGCAUACUACCUAACGAUGAUGUUCGUAACAUCGUUCGCGAGAUGUUUGGAACUGAUGACGUCUUUCUUCUGGGUUGCCGUAGCUUAUGGAAGUGUUGCUCUAAAAAAUGACAACGUUUACAUGAGCGACGUUGGUUUGACGCUACUUCAGCUCAGGUCCAUCGGCUUCCUGAUACAGCUGUCCUUUAGACAGACGACGAAUGUCAUGCAGGAGAUGACAAGUACUGAGAGGAUUUUUCAGUUCAUCGAUCUGGAGAGGGAGGAUGACGCGGAGGUCGAACUUCCCGUUAAAAUUGGUAAAGAAUGGCCGGAGAGAGGUGAAGUCAUUUUCGAGCACGUGUAUUUGAAGUAUUCUAAAGAGGCUGAACCAGUUUUGAAGAAUCUCACUUUUUCGAUCCAACCUCGAAUGAAGGUAGGAAUAGUAGGACGCACAGGUGCUGGAAAAUCGUCCUUGAUAUCAGCUCUGUUUCGCCUGACCAACUUCGACGGCACAGUCUCGCUUGACGGGAUUGACAUCAAGAAAAUCGGCUUAUCCGAUUUACGAAGCCGCAUCUCCAUCAUCCCUCAGGACCCAGUUUUAUUCUCAGCGACAUUGAGAGACAAUCUCGACCCGAAACACGAGUUCGACGACGCGUCGCUCUGGUCAGCUCUGGAGAAGGUCGAGAUCAGCAAGACGUUCGAUAGUCUGGAUCGUUGUAUUGAAAAAGGUGGGCGUGAUCUCAGUGUCGGACAGCGUCAGCUUCUCUGUUUAGCUCGGGCCGUUGUCAAGAGAAACAAGAUUCUGGUGUUGGAUGAAGCUACUGCCAACAUCGAUGCUGCUACUGACGAAGUAAUUCAAAAGACCAUCAAGGUUGCUUUCGAAGAUUGUACGGUGUUGAAGAUCGCUCACAGACUGAAUACGAUCAUGGAUAGCGACAUGGUACUGGUGAUGGAUAACGGAGAAGUUGUAGAGUUUGACCAUCCGUCGGUUCUUCUGCAGAAGAGCGACGGUUACUUUUUUAAGAUGGUACAGCAAACUAAACGAUGAUUUAUUAAUUCCCAAGCGGAAAUAAUCUUAUUCACAUAAUUGUUAAUAAAACUUUAGCUUUUAUUAGCUUUUAUUAGAUUUACAUAACCAUUUAUAAAGUGUGGAAUUUGGACUCUAAUAAUAGUUUAUAACACUUAUUAAUGUUUGAAAGAUUUGAUUAUAUACUUUUUAAUUUUACAAAUGUUUUUAAACUUUUAUUAGGUUUUAAUACUUUUUUGAGUGUGUUAAAUAAUCUCCUAGAAAAAAGCUUAAAACAGCUAAUAACAGCUAUUAGAUCUUACUAGAGUUUACUAGCUUUUAUUAGUAUCAUUGUGUGUUUUUAAAAACAUUAAAACCAAGUGAUUAAAGAAUUUUUUUUUUUAAGAUAUUAGAAGACAAAAAUAAAAGUAAUUUAUAAAAUUUUAUAGUAGUUAUUAGCUUUUUUGGAGGUCACGCAUUUAUUUAUUUUUGUGUCAGAAUAUAUCGAAAAUUGAAUAAAAGCUAAAAAAAGUUAAUAAAAUCUGUAAAAUAUUACUAACCGUUAUUAGAGUCCAAAAUCUACAUAUUAUAAAUCGAUCAUAAAACUUAUUAGCAUUUAUAAGAUUUUUUUUUGUAAAUACGCCUGGGUUAAUGAGAUUUUCGUAUGCAAAAAAUAAUUUGUACGUAAAAUACUUAAUUACUUGUAAAUAUGUUUGUGAAUUAAUGCAUUAAAAAUAAUUGUAAAACAAUAACAAUACGAUAAAAAAGCGUAUAAAUAAACAAUAUCUUUCUUAUAAAAAUCGUCGCGUGAAAUAAUCGAUUUAACGAAAACGCGUGAGUCGCUUUAGAGAUACAUUGUAAGUAAUGACUGCACAUUUGCAUAUAAUUUUUCGUCGCGUUAGAUUAAUGUAUGCACAAUUGAUCACAUGAAAUCAAGCGAUUUUGUCUUGACAGACAAUUAUAAUACGAUUAUCAUAUUUUAGUGGCGUAAAAACUGACUUUAUUAUCUUCGAGUUAUCCAAGAUAGCUUAUUCCCAUCAAAUGACGUUAAAGUUGCCGCGAAUUUCACUCGAGUUUUUCGCGUCGAAGCAGCGAGUCUAGUCAGGUAAAGUCGACGCUUGAUCGCCGACAAACGAUGCAGCGAUGAAAAACACUGAAAAAAAUUCCAAGCCAAAUCCGAAGAUCAAGGCAUGCUUUAUUAGUGAGUUGUUUUUCUGGUGAGUCUUGUAAAUUUUUUCACUUUGCUUUUCAAUCUCUUUUUAUAUUUCGAGCACUUGAGAUUUUGGGUUCAUAGGUUCAUAUAAUUUUUGGAAUAAAUAAACUCGUAUAAUAUGCAUUGUUACAAAAUCAACGAAGAUUAUGAACUUAAUUGAUAAGAUUUACUGUGUGCAAUGACUACAUUUUGAUGUAAUGUUUUUAUUCGACUUGUUUUGUUUGAGUUGAGAUUAAAAAGUUUCAAAAAUAA